Pieris napi is the source of this 2021-nucleotide messenger RNA. It is a transcript of the gene GSTo3, whose product is annotated as pyrimidodiazepine synthase-like. The record is from RefSeq and is a predicted model, not a curated record. Bases 122 to 847 code for a protein of 241 amino acids. NCBI's taxonomy places the organism in Eukaryota, Metazoa, Arthropoda, Insecta, Lepidoptera, Pieridae. Gene Ontology annotation, cellular component: cytoplasm. The transcript has 6 exons. Gene Ontology annotation, molecular function: glutathione dehydrogenase (ascorbate) activity; glutathione transferase activity. Gene Ontology annotation, biological process: glutathione metabolic process.
AUGAUGUCAUACUGCCUAAUUUAAAUGUGACGUACCUAUUUCCACAUUUAUGCCGGUGCGACCGAGUAGUUCGCUAUAAAAUUGCAUUUAUUUAAACGUUUCCAUUGUGAAUAAGUGAAAAAUGUCUCAUUAUCAGUUUAAAACAGCGGGUCCUCUCCCGCCACCAUCACUACCAGCAGACAAGCUCAGACUGUACCAUGUUGAUAUGAACCCAUACGGUCACAGAGUCCUUCUAGUAUUGGAGGCGAAGAAGGCCAAAUAUGAAGUGUACAAAUUGGAUCCGUUGAGGCUACCCGCGUGGUUUAAAGAGAAUAACAGGAGAUAUAAAAUCCCAGUACUGGAAGUACCGACAGACCAUGGCGACAAAUAUCUAUUUGAGAGUGUGGUCAUCUGUGAUUAUUUGGACGAGAAAUACCCGCGGAAUCCAUUGCAUUCCAGCGAUCCCUUCGUGAAAGCACAGGACAGAUUGCUUAUCGAAAGAUUUAAUGAGUUAAUCAAAGGUAGCCUGGAGUGCUUCGAUACAAACUUCGUAUUCGGCAGCGAACAAAUUCUGCAGACAAUGGAUAUUUUCGAAAAGGAAUUGGCGUUUAGGGGUACAAAUUAUUUUGGUGGAGACCGUCCCGGAAUGUUGGACUACAUGAUUUGGCCAUGGCUGGAACGCCUUUACCUCAUGAGGGUAGUCGACCAGCGAAAGUUUGACGAUAAACGCCACUAUUUUCCUAAUUUUGCGGACUGGGGUGACCUAAUGCAGUUGGAUGACGUGGUCAAAAAACAUUCGCGGUCACCGCAAGAAUACUUCGAUUACUACAAAAAUGUUAAAACGCAUUCGAUGGGAUUCUACCUUUAGAAGUACUUUCGUAGCUUUAAUGAAAUUCUAAAGAAUUUUUUAAUAAAUCGCCUUAUUAAGUUUUGUAAUUUUAUAAGGGUUACUCCAUACAGGACAUUCAAUCGAAGAAGACAUCGUAAGGAAACACGUCAAGUCGAGACUUACAUACGAGGGUAGUAGUUCGAUUGUGAUUUGUCAAAUGUCAUGUCAAUUGUCAACGCGUUUAGGAAUAGAGAUGUUUUAUGAGGAGGCAAAUAGGCAGGAACCUAAAGUUUAGUUUUCCCAUGGACAUCGAACACCAGAUGUGCUAGUACGUCGCCGGCCUUUGCGGUACGCAGUAGCCACUAAGUCGUAAUGUUUCAUCCCCCAAGCGUCAUCAUUAAAAUAUAUUUUUAAUCAAUAUUAUUUGUUGACAAUAUCUAUCUUAAAAUGUCAAAAUGCUUAUUCAAUUACUUUUUUAUUAAUAAAUAUAUAAGGAUAUAUAAGUAUAUAUUUACACUAGUCUUUUUUACAAUAAAAGUUGUGAUAUUGAUAAGUGUUAAAAAAUACCCUAAUCAAUAAAGUUAUAAAAAUGUGUAGUACAGAUUAAACUCUCGGAACUAUUAUAUUUAUUAUUUAUUAUAUUUAACUGUUAUCUCUAUGAAUUUUGUUAAUAUAAAUAUACGUCAAAUCAUAUGGCCCAUUAUGGAGGUAUAGGAACUGGAGUUAUUUAAUAUUAAGCUUAGCUAGUUUUGGAACUCGCUUCUUCGCUGUUUACAUGUUGUUUUUAUCAAAAACAAGAGUAAAUUAUAUUUUCUUAGUAUCUAUAAAAUUUUAUUUUAGUUUUUCUAUGGGUGCAGCUAAGUUAUCAUAAUAUGUACUUAAAAUUAUAUUUAAAUUAAUUUUUAAUUAUGAAACUCAACAUAAUCUAACAUUUUCAUGUGCGGUUUUGAAAAAACCUAUUAAGUUAUUUAGUUACCUAUUUACUGUUAUAUUUCCAAUUACAAUAAGGGAAUCAAAAUUACAGAGUUGUGAGAUAUGAAUCUUGUAAAAUAUCUUUUAAUAUUAGUUUUGUUGUAUUUUGCUUUAGUUCUUUUAAUAUUUUAUUAUUUCAAAGUCACAUAGGUUUAAGUCAACAAAUAACGCACAGAUUGUCACAAUGUUAUAUUUUCUAUAUUGGUAAAGUUAAGUAUAAAAUAAAAGGAGAUAUGUAAAA